Capra hircus (goat) is the source of this 2136-nucleotide messenger RNA. Its product is annotated as CMRF35-like molecule 6. The coding region runs from base 1 to 1008 and encodes 335 amino acids. The record is from RefSeq and is a predicted model, not a curated record. NCBI's taxonomy places the organism in Eukaryota, Metazoa, Chordata, Mammalia, Artiodactyla, Bovidae. Gene Ontology annotation, molecular function: transmembrane signaling receptor activity. Gene Ontology annotation, cellular component: plasma membrane. The transcript is spliced from 8 exons.
AUGGGGGUGGUGGACACAGCACAUCCAUCCAGAUCGUGCUCUAUGACAACCACCAGCCCCAAGAGGUCCACAAGCACCCCGGAGUCUCCCACCUGGAGCACCGUGUCCGGGCAGGAGGCCCCUGAUCCCGGCCAAGCUCAUCGGCUCCUGCUGGGCAGCGCCCACUUCCUGCUGCUGGUCUUCCUGAAGGUGCCGCUGCUCCUGGGCAUGCUCGAACAGAAUCCAGCAUUCCAUGGAAAAUCAGAUUAUUCCCUUCCCCACGCCCAGUCAAACUGGCCGUCCCCUCCCUCAUCGCUGCACCGUGAAGAGGCCCCUGCUCGUCACGUGGAUCCAGGAGAGGCCCCAGCAGCCAGGGCCUUCGGGCCCCUGGUGUACAACCGCCCCCUCUGUGCCACUGAUGCGGGAGGCUGUUUGUCCCUGAGUGGCCCCAGCAGAGUGACGGGCAUCGUGGGGGGAUCCCUGAGCGUGGAGUGUCAGUACAAGGAGGUAUUCAUAAACAAUUCCAAAUACUGGUGCAAAGCCCCAUGUCUGUUAUCGGUGGAGAUGGUGGAGACCAGAGAGUCAGAGAGAGAAGUGAGGAGGGGCCGCGUGUCCAUCAGAGACCGUCCUGCAAACCUCACCUUCACAGUGACCUUGGAGAGCCUCAGAGAGGAGGAUGCAGGAAGGUACCGCUGUGGGAUUGAAACAUCAUGGUUUGAAGGAAUUCUUCGAGACUCCACCUUCCAGAUUGAGGUGUUUGUGGUCCCAGCCCCUGCUACAGCCACCGGCCCCGAGAGGUUCACAGGCUCCCCAGGCUCUCCCACGACCCUGCCAGUGCCCACCUGGAGCACCGUGUCUGGUCAGGAGACCCCUGACCCUGGCCAACCUCGGCGGCCCCUGCUGGGCAGCGCCCACUUCCUGCUGCUGGUCUUCCUGAAGGUGCCGCUGCUCCUGGGCAUGCUCGGUGCUGUCCUCUGUGUCCACAGGCCUCUGAGGAGCUCUGCGGACAGGCAGUCAGUCCAUUUAUGAGAACCAGUAGCCCCCGUGUUCAUCGUGUCCUCUUCAAUGAUGCAGUCUGAGCGCAGGAUGGAAACGACCUUCUGUCCAGCUGUCCUGCAUCACACUCCGCCUCUCUCUCAGAACUUCUUUGUAACUUUUUUCCUAGAACAUGGUUCUCAUAAAUCCAAAGUGUAACCUACUCAAUAGGUUCUUCUGAACUCUAACCACAGAUCAACGUUGAGUACGUACCUUCGGGUUAACUCACAGAGCAUCGCUCAUGUACUGACCUACCUCUCGGGCGCUCUCCCUGCGGUCUUCAUCCCCAGGAGUGUGCAAGCCUUCCUUUGGACCUGUGUUGUUGGGGCAGUUCCAUGGUCUCCCCCACCAUCUGUGCUACCACAAUCACUCACCUUCCACAGAGCUCGGCUCCACCGUGGGGAAUCUUCCAGUUGCUGAAUCCGUCUAAUGAAUUCUGCAUGCUGAAGCUCAGGAAAUAACAAUGCAGAAAACUCAUGAGUCCUUUGGGCCCACUGAGACUGAGUUCUGAGUCAAAACUCCAUUGUUCACAGAGCUUCCUAAGCCUCUGCUCUGUCUAAUGGACCAAAGGGCCAUGUUGGGCUUCUGCAAUUGGUGUCAGUUCAGAACAGAAUCCAGAGUUGCCUGAAAAAUUGGUUCUUCCCUCCUCAUGCCCAGUCAGACUGGUUAGUGUGUUCAGGUCCUUUGUGGAUGGCUGGUAGAACAAUAAGAGUACACAGUUUAUGCAAAAUAACAGAGUCCUUCCUUCCUCCUGUUCAAGAGUAACUGAAACCCUUUCCCACCCCAUCAUCCAAGGCCUGUGGUUUUAGACCUGGUUCAAGUUUGGAAAUAGAUUGAGGGGCCAUGACUGUUUCUUCUGUCCAAUAGCCUAGUCUCUCCUACUAAUAGCAACAAAGAAAGGCUUGAGUAGGCUGCCCACCGAUUUCAGUUCAAGGUGUAUCAUGAUGAACUUGUGGGCACCAAACAUCUCCGAAAGGUAGGUUAUCGGCAUGACUCGUCCAUUUGAAGCAGCUGAGCCCGGGGAAUUUCACCAGCUUUUCAUCCAGGAAACGUAUAGAGAUGAACAAAGUAGCAAGCACUAAUUCAGGCAAUGGUUCCAACCAUGAACAAACAGAAAAAAGA